AGCAUUCAGCACUUUGUCUUGGAAGUUUCACUCAGAGUCCGUUAUGUCUUGUGGAAUCAAGUGAUGACGACUCUUUAAUUGAUUCUGAAAGGGAAGACAAAUGUCAUUAUGUGACCAUUUCUGCAACAAGACGUGGUGAUUCAUUAGCUUCUGAUGGGAGUAAAACAACUACUGGCAGUUCUUCACAGAUGGGAUCAGAUUAUACCUACUCGUAUGUCUCCACCUACACAGAUGGUAUGUUGUGUUCAACUCUUUCAGAAAGAAUCAUUUUUAUCGUAUUAUCAUUCAUCCAAGCCUUUCAGGUUUUCUUAUGGUCUUCUAGUUGUCCUACUCCCAUCAGUUUCGCCAGCUACUAA
Messenger RNA from Candidula unifasciata, 356 nucleotides. Lineage: Eukaryota; Metazoa; Mollusca; Gastropoda; Stylommatophora; Geomitridae. The record is from the annotation of a GenBank genome assembly.